AUGUUGAGAGAGGGACACAGGAGGAGUCCUAGGAUAUCUGCUUUGGAUGUAUGGAAGGCUCAGCCACCGAGGAGGACCACUGUUGCUAAAAAAACUAGGCUUAGUAGGAGCAUUACUAGCACUAGCACUAGUACCAGUACUGCUGCUAAGGUACAAGACAAGGAGUUAGAGCAGCAAAAAGAAUAUCAACCUGAGGGUCCAGCCUGUAGGACAAGGGCUAAGAAAAAGAAGAAGCUUAAACCACUUCAAGAUGUGGCUUCUACUCCCAAUGUUCAACAGGAGUCCAAGUCAAGUGAUGCAUCGGAUGACAGAGAGCUAAGUGAUGAAGAUCAUCCAAUCAAUAUUGAUGAACCCAUUUUGCAGAAUAAAGAUAGCCCAAAACAGAAAGGACAGGCUAACUCUCCAGGAGAGAUACCCAUGAAAUAUUUGCAGAGCCAGUUGACCCAAAUGAGGUUGGUAUUUGAUCAGAAGUUUCCUUAUGUAUCAAGAAUGUUGUCCUUUAUUAAUCGUAUUUAUGGAAUUGCUGCUAAUAAGGUUGAGGAGUACUAUGAAAUCAUCCAAGAGCCUAUGGAUUUCGGCACCAUGAGGGCUAAGCUUCAUGAAGGAAUGUAUAAAAGUCUUGAACAAUUUGAGCAUGAUGUGUUUCUAAUAUCCGGAAAUGCAAUGCACUUUAAUUCCUCUUCCACCAUUUAUUUCAGACAGGCUCGUGCCAUAGAUGAAUUAGCUAAGAAGGUUUUCCAUGUUCUUAAAACUGAUCCCGAGAAUUUUGAACUGGAAUUCUCGGGGACAAGACGGCGAAGUGGUAGAAGGCCCCAACAUGAAGUCAAGGGUUCGACUUAUAGCUCAUCCCCUAAGGUUGCAGCGAGUUCAAAAUCCAGUAAUACUGCAGUCCAUGUAUCUCCAAAGCCCAUCCCAUGUUUAACAAGUUGUUCAUCAAGUCUAAAAAGAGCGGUCCGAAUGCACUCUGGAUGCUUGGGCAUUACUACUCAUUCUGAUGCAAGAGAUGACGAAGUACUUUUUGGUUCUGGAGAUGGUAAAAGAUUUGGUUCUUCUGAAACAGAUAAGCGCUCAACAUAUAAACCAUGGAUGUCCUUCCUAGAUGAGAACUUUCCAAUUAUUUCAUCAAUUUAUGGUAAUUCAAAGCCACUAGUGCAUGUGAAUCAGCAGGAUACUGCCUAUCGUAAAAGCUUAUUGUUGUUUGUUAAAGACUUAGGACCAACUGCCCAAAUGGUUGCUAAACGCAAGUUAAAUGGAUGGGCGACGACAGCUGCCAAUUUUCCAACUCCAGGUUCAAACUUUUGGCUUCAGGCACCAAACUGUCAAAAUUUUGCAGCAUCAACCUCUGCUCAGUGCUCUCCUUUUGAUGCUACAAUCACUGCUGCAUGCCAAAAUCUAAGCCGGGGUGACAGGAUAGACAUGUUUGAUGUUGAUAAAGGACUGGGAAUGCAUUGGACUUCAGGGAAAGGGGAACCAAAUGGUAAUUGUUACAGUAACUUUGGUGCCAUUAGAAGUGAGGCUUCAUUUUGCAAUGAAAUGGAUGUUGCCGGUGUCUCAAGGAAUGAAAAGCCUUCCCAAUAUCAAAACGGUGGCCUUCAAUGGGGUUCACAUUCAUCCAUCACCAAUGCCAGAGAUCUGAAUCUUUUAGCUGCUGGUUUAAAUAAAAAGGAUAAUGGAUCGGCAAUGUGGAAACAGGAGAAAAGCAAGAUAGAUAACAAAUCACAACCAUUGGUUUCAGGUUUCAAGGACUUUAAAUCAAAUGCUUUCGAAAGCAGGUUGAGUGAUACUCACAGUUUAUCACCAUCUUCAUGGCCCCUAAAAACCACAGGCAUGUCAAGUUUUAAUCGAAAUAUUGGCAAUGCACAUAUUUCAAGUACACAAUGUCUGAGAAGGGAUGAUCAAGCACUAGCUCCUCAAGUUCCAAAUCAUGGACUUGGCAGUUCAUCUGAGACAAUUCAGGCCUUGAAACCAAGCGAACAAUUGACACCUGUUUCUGGCCAUUUCAUCUUUGAUCUGCCAUUUUUAAAGACACAGCUUGACCAGGUAAAUUCUCUGGGGCAGAAUAGAUUUUCACAGCAUGGUUCAGGCAUGCAGGGACCUUUUCUGAACAGAAUAGGUGAGACUUACAAUGAUAACCAUCCACACUCCUCAUUGAAUACUCAGCAUACUAACUUGGCUCUUCAGCUGUAA
Messenger RNA from Dovyalis caffra, 2187 nucleotides. The record is from the annotation of a GenBank genome assembly. Lineage: Eukaryota; Viridiplantae; Streptophyta; Magnoliopsida; Malpighiales; Salicaceae.